Mytilinidion resinicola is the source of this 1967-nucleotide messenger RNA. Its product is annotated as aldehyde dehydrogenase. Gene Ontology annotation, molecular function: aldehyde dehydrogenase (NAD+) activity. Bases 365 to 1831 code for a protein of 488 amino acids. The transcript is spliced from 3 exons. Lineage: Eukaryota; Fungi; Ascomycota; Dothideomycetes; Mytilinidiales; Mytilinidiaceae. The record is from RefSeq and is a predicted model, not a curated record.
CGCAGGGCGGAAAACAAAGUGCGUCCGGCCGAAGAAAACGAGAGGUGCACAGCUGUGGCUCUGCUGAAGCUCCGAGUCGUGGCAAUGCCCCGCCAACAGAGGUCUGGCCCGGGGUUAGAGAAUGGAGAUAGGGAAUGCGCAUUGGUGUGAGAAACACAUGUACUCAGUACCUACCCCGCUGUGAGCAUAUUAACGGUCUCGUAACUCUCAAAUCGUUUGCCAUUUGCUUCUCCUCCUCCAAAUCAACCACCUCACAACAGCUCGAAGGCCUCCCCUUAGCCUUCCCUUUCCUAGCUCUCCACCCCUCAACUCUUCAAUCCCCGCACCGCAGUUCUCAAAUCCACACACCACAAAUUCUGCAAAUAUGGCCUUCUCCUGGAACGAGAAGAACCUCCCCAAGCAGCUCUUCAUCAACAACGAAUUCGUCGACUCGAAGAACAGCAAGAAGCUCUCCCUCUACAACCCCAAAGAUGGCUCCCUGAUCGCUGACGACGUUGCUCUGGCCGGCGAGGAGGAUGUCGAUAUUGCCGUGGCAGGCGCAGAGAACGCGGCUAAGGGCUGGAAGAAGCUGGCUCCCACCGAGCGCCGAAACAUCAUGUACAAGUUCGCCGAUCUGAUCGAGAAGCAUGGAAAAGACAUCGCGGCGUUAAGUCGAAUUUCUUUGGGUGCACCGUACGGGGCUUUCGGUGCCUUUGAGAUUGGACUUUGUGCUGAGGCUUUCCGGUAUAACGCAGGCUGGAUAGACAAGUUCGGCGGCGAGUCUUGGCCGCAGGAGGACGGCUUCCUUAAGAUCGUGCGCAACGAGCCUCUGGGCGUCACCGCUGGCAUUGUCCCCUGGAACGGCCCCGUGGGCACCAUCGGUCUGAAGGUCGCUCCUGCACUCGCCACCGGCAACACAUUCAUCCUCAAGCCAUCUGAGAAGACUCCGUUCUCCUCAGCGGCGCUGGGUACUCUCAUCAAAGAAGCCGGCUUCCCCCCCGGCGUCUUCCAGAUUCUCACCGGUGAUGGGAGCACCGGCGCCCUCAUCGCCAGCCACAUGCGCAUCCGCAAGGUCUCGUUCACUGGAAGCAUCUCCACGGGCAAGAAGAUUCAGGAGAUGGCAGCGAAGUCGAAUCUCAAGCGCGUAACACUCGAGCUCGGAGGCAAGUCGCCUGCUGUUGUCUUUGACGACGCCAACCUCGAAAACGCGGUUACGUGGUGUGCCAAUGCCAUCACGGCGAACACCGGCCAGGUCUGCUUUGCUGCCAGCCGCGUGUAUGUCCAAGAAGGCAUCUACGAGAAGUUCAUCGCCGGCUACAAGGCCGCGAUGGAAGCGAAGGCUAAGGAGGUCGGUGACCCAGAGGCCGAGGGCACGAACAUCGGGCCCUUGGUCGACAAGGCCCAGUUCGAGCGCGUCACUGGAUUUAUUGAGCGCGGCCAAAAGGGACAGGGCACGUUGUUGGUUGGUGGAAAGAGGAUCGGCACAAGCGGCUUCUACCUCGAACCCACCGUCUUUACAGACGUCGACAUCAAGUCCGAGAUCCACACCGAAGAAAUCUUCGGCCCGGUUUCAGUCGUCAGGUCGUUCAAGACCGAGGAAGAGAUCAUGGAGCUCUCCAACAACACCAACUUCGGCCUCAUGGCGGGUGUUUUCACCCAGGAUAUCAACAAGGCUCUGCGAGUUGCGUCUGACUUCGAGUCUGGCAUGGUUGGUGUCAACUGCGUCAGCAUGAUGUUCAUGUGUGCGCCGUUCGGCGGAGUCAAGGAGAGCGGUGUUGGCCGAGAGUGCGGUAUUCAUGCCCUACGGGCUUUCACGGAGACGAAGACCAUCAUGGUCAACAUGAACUACUAAAAAAUUGUUGAAAGAAGCUUUAUGACGAGGUUGACCAACUCUCUCUUUGCGUCCAAGGGGCAAUGAUGACUGGGCGAGUCUCACAAAUGUAUAUGUACGCUACGUAGGCACAAAUGUUGAACAUAUAAUGAGAACC